AUGCAUGAAAUCAAGCAGAGAUUGGCCGUAACAAAGACGGAGUUACCUCCGUGCUGUUUGCGGAUCCAUCCUGCUGACAAUUCAGUGGUUAUCCUCGGAACUUACAAGCUUGAGGAUGGAGGAACCAGAAAUGGUUCUUUGGAUAUUUACAAUGAAAAGUUGAGGUUAUUGAAAAGGUAUGCUACCGGGAGUGCUAUUCUAGACUUGAAGUUCAGUCCUUUUGACGACACCAUACUUGUUUCAGCACAUUCUACUGGGAACAUCCAAAUCUGGAAAUUUUCAGCUGAAGACACCAGUCUUAGAAUGGAGAAGAGUUUCCAAGUUCUGGAAGAUUCGGAGGUGCUUAUCACGUCUGUUUUCUUCUCCCCUAUCGAGAGGCAUAGAAUUCUAGCUACUACUACAUCAGGGGAUCUGGCUAUUGUGAAUUUACAAGAUUUUUCAAUACAAUGGCUAGACACGGCUCAUGACUUGGAGUGCUGGACUGGCUCCUUUGGAGAGCUUGGAGAGCUUCAGAAUGUAGUUUUCACAGGAGGAGAUGACUCAAAGCUUAUUGCACACGACUUAAGAACACAAGAAGCUAUCUGGCAAACAGGACACCGUCAUCACGAAGCUGGAGUCGUUUCCAUUUUGUCGCCUGGUCAAAACUGGAACAUGGACAAUUCUCACCAGCUAUGGACCGGAUCCUAUGAUGACCAUUUGAGGAUUCUAGAUCUUCGAGUCAUGGACAGGGCCAAUCCCUCAUUGAUUCCAGGGUACAUACCGAAGGUCCUCCAGCUGGAAAACUUGGGUGGAGGAGUAUGGAGACUCAUUCCCAGUCCGUUGAGUGAUGACAAUAGACUUCUUACCUGUUGUAUGUACGAUGGAGCCAGAAUUGUAUCAACUGAAGAAAUGAACUCGGGAGAAUUUGUUGUUAGAAAGUAUUUCAAAAGGGAUCAUGAGAGUAUGUGCUACGGUGGAGACUGGGCUUCUUCUGGCGAGUUUGUGGUGACUUGUUCGUUUUAUGACAACGUCGUUCAGGUAUGGUCACCAGAUUCUGUUGAUGGGUAG
Molecule: messenger RNA, 1047 nt
Organism: Scheffersomyces stipitis CBS 6054
Lineage: Eukaryota; Fungi; Ascomycota; Pichiomycetes; Serinales; Debaryomycetaceae
Product: diphthamide synthase
Exons: 2
Coding region: 1-1047 (348 amino acids)
Molecular function (GO): protein binding
Source: RefSeq, a predicted model, not a curated record